UCAAUACCAUAUCACAUCCUGAAUUCUUCCGUUUGAUAAAAACUGUAUUAGUAGAAGCUUUUGAAAUGAAAUGUACUCGGACGUUUUGUACAACAAGACAAUAUGUUUUGUGCAAAGUUUAAACGAAAUGUUGGCAUAAUUCUUAGCGGCCGUGGACUAGUCGGACUCAAACUCAACUGUGUAACUUUUUCAAGAACUUUUCAAAUUUGUACUCGAUAUUUACAGUAAGUGAAUAAGAUUAAGGCUUCUGUAGUUAGGGCUAUUUCUAUUAAGGAACAGUCAUGAAAAUUCUCGUAAUAAUUUUGUGUAUAAUUCUGAAUUUGACUUUAUGUUUGUGUGAAAAUGAUCAAUGUAGCGAAACGAGCUGUGACUUGAAGAAUUUAUACAAGAACGACAAAAGGAUUCGACUCAAUGACGGCAAUUAUAUUCCAACGUUUGGUCUAGGUGUGUGGAAGAUACCUAACGGCCUAGACACAAUAAACGCUGUCACUUGGGCUCUGAAUUCCGGCUAUCGGCAAAUCGAUACCGCGGCACGAUACGGGAACGAAGAAAGCGUUGGUGAGGCUCUAAGCGCUUCAGAAAUACCAAGAGAGGAGAUUUAUGUCGCAACGAAGCUAUAUGAUGACAGCCAUGGUUAUAAUGAAACACUAGAAGCAUUUCACAAAAGUUUAAAACGUUUGGGGUUAAAUUACAUUGAUUUGUAUUUAAUUCAUUCACCCAUGAACGGCAAAAUUUUACCCACAUGGGAAGCUAUGAUUGAGCUUAAAGACAAGAAACUUGUGAGGUAAGAUUAAAAGAAACUUGCAUAAUAUUUAAAGACACUUCCUUUAGUAAAGUAUAAAACGGAUUUUUAAUUAAACUCUUGACAUGAUAGAUAUUGUUUCUAAUUAUAUUAUAACAAUUAUAAUGCUAAUUUUUCUAAUUAUUGAUUAUUGAGAUGCAUGCACCAAUAUAUUUAAUUUGCAUCUAAAUUUGGUUACUUAGUUACCAUAACAGCAUAGGCCAUAAUUAUUCAUUAUUUGGACAACUAUAAGAUAGCACUGUAUAGAACUGCUUAGUUCUUUAUUAAUAAUCUCUUAUUUUUGGCUACUUUGAUUCAUCAACUUAAGUUGUGCUGUAUGUAUAAAACAAGAUUUAUUAAAUCCGAUUUACACUUGCCUAAAAGUGUGGCUAAAAAACCUGCUUACAACUUGAGUUGUACUGUGUAAAUCAAGCAUACAACUUGCCUACGUUGUACACAACUCACUUGCAACAACACAGCGAGUUGUGUGGUAGAUUUACACAGUACAACUUAAGUUGUAAGCAGGUUGCAUGCGACAGUUUUAAGCAAACGUCUGCCUUUAAAGAGUCGCUACUUGAAUUGAUGCAAUGAUACAAUAUAAAAUUCAGUAGCAUUCUCUUUAUUAAUCAUUUAGAUCAAUCGGCGUUUCAAAUUUUGGCAUCCAUCAUUUAACAGAAUUGCAUAAAACCUUUGACGUUAUACCAGCGGUUAACCAGAUUGAAGUGCACCCGUUUCUACAGGAAAUACCUUUGGUAAAAUAUUGCGAAGAAAACAACAUCAUGAUCCAAGCGUAUUCCCCGCUUGCUAACGGCCAAAAACUGGACGAAACAAAUUUGAGAAUGUUGGCCAAGAAAUACCAGCGAAGUCCCGCUGUGGUUCUGAUAAGAUGGUGUUUGGAAAAAGGUUACGUGUGCAUUCCGAAGAGCAGUAAUAAGCACCGCAUUGAGGAAAAUAUAACUGCUUUUGAGUUCGUAUUGGAGAAGGAAGACGUGGACUUUUUGGACAGUUUAGACGAAGGAUUUCGUACUUGCCAUGAUAAAAUCAAGCUGCCUUGGACGGGCUGAAAAUUAUUGAUCUGGUUGAAGCUACGAAUGCAGAAGGUGGAAGCUGCUCGCACUUUAAAUAUCGAUGGUAGAUUUAGAGAUCGCAGAAUAAAGGAUUUACGAGUUCUUUUAGGGAGCAACCGACCGACAAAGGCAACGGCAGAAACCAUUAUUACUUUUUUGUGUUCAAGCCAAAGUAUACAUUACUAGACUUCAUUUGCCUCUUGAAAGUACUUAUCUUUCAUUUCAAACAACCCUUAAGUAGCAAUGGUCAGUGAAUUCACAUGAAAAUCCCCCACACGACUUCGAACUUUUUAACUGUUGACGUAGUUAUGAGCUGUGAAAAUGAUGUAAAUAACGUAGCAGUUUAAACGCAUUUGUCUUGGGGUCGGUUGUUCAAAGGUGGGUUAGUGCUAACCCUGAGUUAAAAUUUAACCUGCUGUUUUAGUUCGUGUAUUUCUACACGUCUGUUUAUUUCAAAACUUCAGAGAAGAAAACUCCUAUCGAUCUAGACAAGAUUUCUGAAGAAACAUUUCCAAAUUUAUACACAAGCUGUCAGGAAGAUUGCUUUGAAUUUUAAGUCAACCUAGGGUUAAGCUAAUCGACUUUUGAACAACCAGCCCCUGGAGUAAAAAUUCGAUUGAUCGUCACGUCUUCAGCUAAGGAACUUGAAUUCUGUAUUAUUUUGAAGCUUUUUAAAAUAACGUUACACACGGCUAAGUUCGGGAAACACGAUUCACUGUCUGAGACAGUUUUUAUGUAACUAGUCCAACAUCACAACAAACAUUCGCGUUGCUGCAAUGACGUGAAAAUCUUAGUUUAACCACAGAGUAAAUACAUACAAAGGUCUCGCUUCAGGUUAAUUUACAGGCCUCGAAUUUGAGAAAAAUAAAGGCAAGGCCAGUUUGCCCUUGAAUGUUACUAAGUUUUUUCAGGGCAUCAAGAUUCAAGGCCAGUUUGAAAAUUUUAUUCAGUUGCUAUUUUGAAGUUUCAAAUAACGUUUGAGUUUCCAUGAGAC
Paramuricea clavata is the source of this 2842-nucleotide messenger RNA. The record is from the annotation of a GenBank genome assembly. Lineage: Eukaryota; Metazoa; Cnidaria; Anthozoa; Malacalcyonacea; Plexauridae.